Messenger RNA from Solea solea (common sole), 3832 nucleotides. RefSeq names its product arkadia (rnf111) N-terminal like PKA signaling regulator 2n (gene ark2n). NCBI's taxonomy places the organism in Eukaryota, Metazoa, Chordata, Actinopteri, Pleuronectiformes, Soleidae. Gene Ontology annotation, molecular function: ubiquitin protein ligase activity. The transcript is spliced from 5 exons. The coding region runs from base 294 to 1580 and encodes 428 amino acids. The record is from RefSeq and is a predicted model, not a curated record. Gene Ontology annotation, biological process: ubiquitin-dependent protein catabolic process.
GGAGACAUUUUACAAUAAACACACACAGCUAGCCUUCAACGGCCAACAGGGCUCGCAGAGGCGCGAGCACGCUGCGCCACAACACACUUUAAAUCUCCCAACUUAUAGUAACUUAAGUAUAUUUUGGAGGGCAGAGUUUAUGUAUCGCAAAUCAAAAAGCUUACAAAUUAACGAAGAUGUCGACAAGUCUUAUGUCGGGGAAAGAAGAUUAUAACUAACGCCGCGCAGGUGAGCUCCUGUCCAGGGACAUUGGUCCAUGUUUAUUGGACCUUUGGGCUCUGGGCUCAACUAGGAUGAAGAUGGCUGAUUCAGAGAAGACAGAUGAAUUUGUGGAUGCUGAGUGCCCCUCAGAGUGCCUUUAUGAAGCACAAUCCGCCACGGCUUCUGUUCAGGGAGAGCAAGAUGAGCAUUUGAAAACAGAGACCACCACCAGUACCAGCUCACCACCAAGGGAAAAAGAGGCAGACAGUCCUUUGAAUACAGAGGGCGAACAGAGUCUCCUCUCCAUGCCAUGCCUGAUGAAAGAGCUACGCCGAGACUCCCCAGAGUCCCAGCACACCUCUACGGGGAGUGACAAGCCUGUAUCUCAUCAUGUCUAUGAGAGUGACUCGUCAAACCCCUGCAUGCUUUCCCCCUCAUCCAGUGGCCACCUUGCAGACUCUGACACACUCUCCUCAGGGGAAGAAGGUGCUGCUCCUCCUGUAGGUGAAGAGGAAGAGGGCCAUAUGGAAGGUGUAAAUGAUGCUGGGCAGGCUGGAAGAAGGCAAUCAUCUGCCACAGCAACAGGAGGGAGGAAGUCUCGGCGGUCACGUUCAGAGAGUGAGAUGCCUCCCAAUGCAAUGGCUGCAAAGAAAAACCGCUGCCAGCCCGUAAUGGCAGCAGCCGGAGGGCAGGAAAAACAAAUCAACGGCAAGCUGGCAAAAGUUAAAGGUCAUCGGAGCCAGAAACACAAGGAGCGCAUACGUUUGCUGAGGCAAAAACGAGAGGCAGCGGCACGGAAGAAGUAUAACCUGCUGCAGGACAGCAGUACGAGUGACAGCGAGCUCACAUGCGACUCCAGCACCAGCACCUCUGAGGAUGAGGAUGAUGACACUUCAGGAGGAAGCAAGACAAUCAAGACAGAUAUUCCAGACGGGCCUCCAGUAGUGGGUCACUAUGAUAUUUCAGACACUGAUUCUAACCAGGAGAGUAUGAGUGUGGAGACAGUCCGGCCCACGGUGAUAAAGCAUGAGCUAAAAACACACAGAGGCCAGGAUAUGGCAGCUCACUGUGUAAGAGCUCUGAGCUCUAUUUCAGGCCAUGUGGAGGAAGACCUGUCGCACAAGGGCCAGAUUAACGUCGCCUCCUCUGACAGUGAGGUGGAAAUCGUCGGAGUGCAAGAGAAACCGAGAUGCGCCCACCCAUGUGGAGGUGUAAUAAAGAGUCUGUCCUCCUGGAAGGAGAACUCAGUGGAGCAGUUAAACAGCACAAAUCAACCACAGCUCUGGACUACUGUCUCUCCUCAGCCUGACUGGGUGUCCCCUCCUGAAGUGGUGGACCUCACGCUGGAUGAGGACACCGGACACAAAUAUCUACUCUAAACAACAUGUACACUGAAGACUCCCCAUUUCUUCCUCUCGCUCCUGACCCUCACCUCCCAUGUUACGGCUGAAACCCUCCCUAGUGUUGCGGCGCCGCCUGCGACUGCUUGUGGACACCUAUUGCUCCAGAGCACUGUUUGUUUUUUAACUCACUGUUGAACAAUCAUGUAUCAAAGCCAUUGCUGACGUGAUUCCCCAAUCUUGGCUUGUCAGCUAUGAAUUUAGUUGUAAUAAAAUGGCACAGCACUUCAAAUGUAGGUGGGAAUGUACGCAAGAGUGAUUUAUCUGUUAAUGAUAGCAAUAUUCUCCGUUGAUGUAAUACCUCAGUUGGCCCGUAAUGGAUUUUGUGCUGUGUGCUUGCAAGCUGUACAGUGAAAACUUCAAGUUGCUGCUUGAAAGCAGGUCAAUAUGACAAUAUGUCUGGUGACCUGUUUCACUAAAACUCUGAAAGGCGUAUUUUCAGACUGGAUUCGGCGUUUUUAUCUGCUCUCACCUGCGGUCAAGUCCAAAUGGCAGCUGGUACACUUUCUGUUGUACAGUAGACCGUAGACGGGAUCAUUAGCUUUGGACCUAUCUGGGGUCAGUUUUGUUUUGAACAGUCUCACCACUGGUUUCAUAUUCAGUUCUGCUUUAUUCUGCAGAGGCCAUCAUAAGUACAGCCUGUGCUCUUAAAGUUGGAGAAUGAGUGUUUUUGGUUCAUCUUAAAGGAGUCGUCUGACUUUUUGGGGAAAAAGUUUUCUUCUUUAAUUGCGGUUCACUUUCCCGUAUAAUCGGCUUUCUAUCGGGACACACAUGAGUUCUCUCAUGUGGUGUGAAACCUUUCUCUAAAUUCAUGGCUCUUGUUUUCUUUAUUAUCGUGUUAGAAAACAAGUUUUGUUGCUCAUGACAAACAAAUGGAAAACCACUGGUUAUGUUCAAACUCUGAGGGGCGAAAAAAAAAAAAAAAGCACAUUUGUCACAGACGCACUACAAAACAUGACUCAUCUCCAUCUUGUUGCUGUACGUGUUUGAGGUGACAUGAGGGAUUAUGUAUCUUUUUGUUUCAAGACGUAUUUUAUGUUGGACGCCACGUCCCAGUUGUUAACCCGUGAAUGUAUGACCGUGCAGCACUGAGUGGUUGCAUGCUUAUUCUGAGUGGAGGCAAACACCUUAAAAACCUCUGGGGACCCCUUUAUACCAACUAAGGAAAUGUAUCUUCCAUUGAAUACUACAAAACAAGUUGGCCUGAAUGCCUUGAAAUGUGCACUAUUUUCUUUUAGAAUGAUAUAAAGCUUAUUCUUUUACCUUUAAAGCAGUGGAAUUUGUUAUCCUGACGAUUAAUAUUUUAAUAAUAGAUGUGAAUAUAGCACACACAUAUAAAAGUGGUAGAGGUGGCGUUGAGUUUGUGCCCUUGUGUGGGGCAUUUAUAGAAGAGACAGUUGCUGUAUGGACUGUUCUUACCCUGAUCCUCAGGGCCUGCUUGCUCUCUUUCCCUUUGGUCUUAUCUUUGUUUCCAUGCAGACUGCGGCCUCUUUUCUUUUUUUUAAAGAUUAACGAUCCAAAAUUCAUACACACUUAACACUUGAGACUUGUUGUUUUGAACUUUGAAUAACAUCUACAUCUGAUGCUUGAAAAUUAAAGAAGUUAUUUUAAUAUCUGCUGGUCACAGAAAGGGAAAGAUAUUCUAAAUAUAAGAAAUUAAACCAAAGUCUAAAUGAAAUAUGUUCUCUGUUUAACAAUUGCUUCUAGAUUUUUUUUUUUUUCCUUUUAAAUAUAACUGCAUAAUUUUAUUUGAAAGUAUGAAAUGAAUUCUGUUUCAUAUUCAAGAUAUCAUUUAAGAUGUGAUACGUUAUUCCAUUGGCCAGGUUUUAGUUUUUUUUUUCACUUUAUGCUCCUACUGUAGUGUCAGUUAUCUAAUUUACAGACCAUUUCUGCUUAUAAAAUCCAUUCUCCUGUUGUUCCUUGAAACAUUAGUAAGACAUUGCUUGUGUCUUUAGAGGUUGGUAGAGGAUAGGGCAGUGGUGCUCAACUAUGGUUGCACAUUGCAUGUUUGGUCACAUCUUAUAUCUUGGAGUCAGAUAAUACCCUCAUUUCCAGUCAUUUAACCAUGCGCCUGCUGUUAUUUUUAUUUCCUGUCAGUAUUUUAAAUUAACACAAAAAAGGGGGUGUUUAUUUUGUUGCUUCUGCAGUUUGAUGACUUCUUUAUGAAAUUAUGUCUGUAGAACAAAAAGAAACUAUUUUGAAACUAAAUAAAUAGAGCGUUAUUUAAUGAC